AUGCAGAUCAAGAGCCUUUUGUUCGCUGUAUCCCUCACGGCCACUACCACUGCCCUCCCGGCCACCCAUUCUGAGACUUUCGGCAUCGUCGCCAUCCAUUCCGGCUCUGAUGUGCAGUAUUCAAGUUUCAACGCUGCUAAGAGCAGUAUCUUCGCUGGGUUGAAGAAGCAGGAUGCUAGCUGCGCCCGCCCCAAAGAACAAGACGCUACUUUCUACAUACAGAAUGGUGCUCUCUUCCUUUACGACACAUCUGCCACCCCCCAGGAGAUUUAUGUUGAUCGUUCCGGCAUGGGCCAAGGUGUCAUUGGAUACACUACUGGUGCCCAAGGUGCCCCCAAGUAUAGUGAACGUAAGGGGUGGACUAUGAAGGAUGGCCACCUCCAGUUUGCUGGUGACGAUCUGAUUGCUUGCCCCAACAGCAUCGAUGGGGCUUGGUCUAUCUGGGCCUCCGCUGGUGUUGCAAACCCUGGUGGCAACAAGAACUGUGUAGGCGUUGCUGCCCGCGUCGAGAAGACCUCAAACCCCAACGGCUGCCUCUAUACCGAGUAA
Molecule: messenger RNA, 549 nt
Organism: Penicillium atrosanguineum
Lineage: Eukaryota; Fungi; Ascomycota; Eurotiomycetes; Eurotiales; Aspergillaceae
Gene: aspf34
Product: cell wall protein PhiA
Exons: 2
Coding region: 1-549 (182 amino acids)
Source: RefSeq, a predicted model, not a curated record